Messenger RNA from Cetraspora pellucida, 1944 nucleotides. The record is from the annotation of a GenBank genome assembly. Lineage: Eukaryota; Fungi; Glomeromycota; Glomeromycetes; Diversisporales; Gigasporaceae.
AUGAGAAAUUCUAAACAAAAACGAAAAUACUUGAAAUCUUUUUCUAAAACAAUUUCAACCGACAAUUCGAGAGUUCAUUUUGUGACGAGCAACCAGCAUGUUUCAAAACCACAGGUUUCUACGCUUCUUAAUAAGCUGCGUCAGGAAUCUCGAUCUAAAAACAACCAAAGAUCAACCGAGGCGUUGACGACACCAGCAUACAAGUAUUUAAUGAGAGAUUAUUUAAAUCAAGUUGAAAAUGAACAAAGGGAGAGGAUUGAAAACGAUCUGAGACUGCGUGUCUCAGGUCCGUUACCACCCAAAAGUUGGCGAGGUGCGUGGUAUUCCAAAACUAACAUGAAUGACUGUGGUAAAUUAAAAUCGCAAAUUGAAGUGCGAAGAGCAAAGAAAAAUGUUUGGAAUGAACUAUCGUCUUCCAAUGUUGAUCUGCCAUCACUCGCUACUAUUUGCAUAAAUACAAUAGCCAUAAACAUCAAAACUUAUAUUUCAUGUCCAUAUUUUUCAAAUUUGCCUACACAUCUAAAACAAAAUAUUCUUUCCUCUUUAAGCAUACACAACCCUCUUACCGAUGAUUUGCUUAAAUUGUUUGUAUCUGAUUCAGAAUAUGAUGAAUUAGAUCUAUCAAAUAGUAGCAUCUCUUUGGAAUGUUUGAAAAGGUCUUUUUGGAAAAUGGUUGAUGAUAAAGAUAUCGAGAAUGAUAUUGUAGAAGAUUGGGAAGUUCUAAUUGAUCGCUCUGAAAGUGAUGAUACCGAUUUUCUAUCAUUUCGAUAUUUUAAAUUACCAGAUUCUUCCUCAGUUGUGGGAAAGUCUGAGAAAGAUUCGAGAUCAUUGCCUACUAGAUUUAUUUCUAAAGUUCCUGAACUUUGCAGAUUGAAUGUUGGUUUUACUCACAACAUUCCUAUCAUUCCAUUGUCCAAGUUAAUUGCUUCAACUAUUCCAUUGCUUAGCCAUUUAUCAAUCGCAGGUUGUUCUAAUUAUGAAGACGGUCCUCAAGCAUUGAGAAUUUUUAGCACGGGCUUGAUAAAUCUUGUUUUUCUUGAGAUAUCCCAUAAUGACUGGGUAACUGAUAAUGAUGUUGAUAUAGUUAGAAAAAAGUUAUCAAAACAUAGAAGGGAGCCAAAAUCUGACGAGGUUAUGACUUUGACAAGUCAACCCGAUAGUGAUGAGUUGACGACACAAAGCACAUCACAACAGGCUCAAACGGAAUCUGAUCCACUGCCACAAGUUUCAUCAGAGGAGCAAGAAUCGACAGAUCUAAAAAUUCUAUCGACUAACGAUGAGGUUUUAACACAUAUAUCAGAAAUGAACCAACUCACAAUUCCUUGGCCGGAAGUUAAAGAUAUUAUUAGAGAGAGAUUUGAAAAGAUUUGUCAGGAAUCACAAUUGCCGAUUGCAAUAAAUGGCACAGACCCCGAACAAAUCGAUAAAGUUAAAGCCGAGAUCGAAGAAUAUAAACAAAAUAUUAACAAAAUGCUCGAUGAAUUUGAGAGGCCACCAUUCACGAUUCAAAGAACUGCCGAGCUAUUACUGAGACCUUUUCAGCAUCAUAAAACUUUGAUUAAGUGGCUUCGGGCUUUAGAAAAGGUAUUAAUGGUGCAAUCUUCUGUUGAUGAAUUUCCACCAGUUUUAAAUACCACUAUGGUAACAGAUAGAUUAGAGAUAAUGGAUGUAACUACUUCUCCAAAAUUGGUUCCAAUUACGUUUGCUCCUAAAAUAGAGGCUGUGACAAAAGAGGAAGGCAAGGAAGCUGAUUCGGAUGCUGAUAUUAAUGAAGAUAGUAGUGAAGAAGGUAGCUCAAGUGAGCAGACAAAAUUAGAGAACGCGGUGACUGGAGAAGACCAGAACCCUGUAGAGAAUGCUGAAGACACAGAGACAAAAGAAUCGCCUGUUGUUGCGGAGGUAAGUGAAGGUCAGGGGCCAGUGGCAAUGGACACCUCUGAUUAA